Messenger RNA from Mya arenaria, 738 nucleotides. Its product is annotated as secretory phospholipase A2 receptor-like. The record is from RefSeq and is a predicted model, not a curated record. Lineage: Eukaryota; Metazoa; Mollusca; Bivalvia; Myida; Myidae. Bases 1 to 738 code for a protein of 245 amino acids. Gene Ontology annotation, molecular function: signaling receptor activity. The transcript has 3 exons.
AUGAAUCUCUAUUACCUCUUCUUUGCAGUGUUGCUAACCUCGUGUAAAGCAGACACCAGUGUCCAAAAGUAUUUCAGAUACAAUGGACCGGGCGUCAUUUCUGGUACAAUAAUAAACUCUCUGACCGCACGAUCAGGAAUUAAAUGUGCAAGUACUUGUUCGCUGACCGGCACUUCCUGUGACGCGUCCCGCUACCACGAGGCCACCAAGACAUGUGAGCUCCUGUCAGGCCACCCAAACGGAGAUGUUCAGUGGAUAAACCAUCCAGACUGGAAAAUUUAUACUUCGCAGCCGAUAUCCUGUGGACCAGGCUGGUAUGAAUAUGGCUCCUCUUGCUAUCUGGUGGUAACAACGGGUACCACUUGGCAGGUGGCUAGAGAAAACUGCAGCGCUAUAGGCGCCCACCUCGCCGUUAUAACUGAUGCCUCCGAAAACGCGUUUCUCGUGGACCUACUGAACAACACGCUAAAUAUGGAAUCAGACAUUUUUUGGAUCGGCGCAAAUGACGCAGAUGUCGAGGGCACGUUUGUUUGGGAGACGAUGGAACCGUUUACCUUUACAGCUUACGCUCCUAGCCAGCCUGAUAGCAGUCCAAAUUUCAACUGUAUGGGCAUGCGUCCGAUUAACGGAUGGUACACCGAUGAAACACAAUCCUACUCAUCAUUUCUCAAAAGCCAGCAGGCCACGGGUGUGACCGAUCUCACUAACCGCCAGCAGUCUGAAGGCCAAGGGGAAUAG